Messenger RNA from Plenodomus lingam JN3, 2115 nucleotides. The record is from RefSeq and is a predicted model, not a curated record. NCBI's taxonomy places the organism in Eukaryota, Fungi, Ascomycota, Dothideomycetes, Pleosporales, Leptosphaeriaceae.
AUGCAGAGCCAGCAAAUGGCCCAGAUGGCCGCCAUGAACGCCAGCAACGGCUCCGUCGACGGAACUCCCAUGAUGAAUAACAAGCGCAUGAUGACGGAUCCGCGAGAGCAGCUUAACACGUACAUAUACGACUACUUUCUGCGCAACAGCCACUUCAAACUGGCCCGGGCCAUGCUCGACAGUAGCGACACGGUCAAGAUGUCGACGGGCCCGCCACAGAAGCCUAGCCCCAACAACAGGCCCAACGGUGUCGAUGCAAUGGACACAGAGGGUGCGGAAAACUUCCCCUCACCGCAGCUGCCCCCAAAUCAGAUGGCAGACAACUCGUUCCUCUUAGAUUGGUGGGUGCAGUUCUGGGACAUUUACCAGGCCACAAAAGCCCGCGCCGGCACCGGCCCCUCCAAAGGCAACCAGUAUAUACAGCACACACGUAACCUUACACAGAUGCAAAACGAACAGCGGAACCAGCGCAUGAUGAUGAACAACCCGAUGAGCGCCCAGUAUCAGAUGAUGACGCGGAACGGCAUGCCCAACGGCGUCCAGGCAAACGACCUGAAGCGCGCCGCAGCGAUGAAUAACCGACCUAACGGAAAUUCCAUGGCAGCAAUGCAGAUGAAGAACCCCGCCAUGAUGGCUGCUCAAAUGCAGCGAGACGGCUCUGGCAUGGAGAUGAACGGCCAGCGCCCGCAAUCACCAGGGGCCAACGAGAGUGCACCGUCUCCCAACAAGAGACCCCGCGUUGACGGUGGAAUGAAUGGUGGCAACAUGCCUGGGAAUCAAUUUGGUGAAUUCGCCCAACAGGGCCAGAAUUCGCAACAGAAGAUUGAGGUAUAUGCCCAAAGCCUGGUGAACCAACACAGAGUGGCACUGAAUAACACUUCGUCCUCUCAGGGUAUGAAUUCUGGCGUUCAAGGUUCUCCGAUGGCCCAUCCAGGCCUGGACGGUCAGGAGAACAUGUUCGCUGGCAACGGGCCGCGUACCGGCAUGCCUCCCAACGGCGCACCUGGCGCACCUCAGCAAGGCAACCAUGCUUUGCAAGACUAUCAGAUGCAGCUCAUGUUGCUUGAGCAGCAGAACAAGAAACGCUUACUGAUGGCACGUCAGGAACAGGACAACAUGUCGGGCCCCCAUCAACAGGGUGGCGUCGGUGCGCCUGGCUUUGCAACAGCCAUGUCACCACAAGGUAGUAGAGCAGGCCCCUCACCCAACCCAACAGAGAUGAAACGAGGCACACCCAAGCUGGGACAGCAAGUCCUACCAGGAUCACCAAUGCCUGAUGGUGUCAUGCAACAGCAGCGGGGCUCUCCCGCACCAAACAUGAACUUCGACCCCAAUCAAGUCCCUCCUGGAAUGCCACCACAGUAUUACUCGCAAAUGCCUCAAAAUCCCAUGAGGCCACCGCCCCCCAGCUCGCAUCCUGGAGCCAAUUUCAACGGUCAGCAAAUGACGGCGCAGCAAAUGGAAGCCAUGCGCGCGGGCCAGAUGCAAAACACCGCAUGGCGUGGCCCACCGCAGCCUGGAAUGAUGCCAGGACAGCAGCAAAUGGGUGGUCCAAUGGGCCAGAAUCCCCAACAACGUCAACAAAUGCCUCCACCUCCAGCACCUUCCAACGAGCAGCCUAGACCAGAACCAUCUCCCUCUCAAUCUAACCAGGCACCACCAACGCCAAACCAAACGAACAAGGCCAAUCCAAAGAAAAAGGUCACAAAAGACAACAAGAAGCCCGCCAAUAAAAAGGCUGGAAAUGCAGGUGCCGCAUCAGCAAACGCGAACGGCGAUGAACCUCCCACGCCGACCUCAUCCACGCCGGUGGCUCCCAUCACGCCGAUUCAUGCGAAGUCGUUUGCCCAAAAUGGCCAACAACAACAGCAGCAGCAGCCUGUGCAGCAAGCUACUCAGCAGCAGGGCAUGGACAAUAAUGGGCCUCCAUUUGGCAACAUUGGUGACGGUACUGACGCCCCGUUUGACCUGAACUUCAACCUGGAUGACUCUGGUGCCUUGGAGAACUUCGAUUUCGACUCAUUCCUACAUACUAGCACCGAUGACAAUGGCUUUGGAAACUUAGUCGGAGAAUUCGAUUUCACCAAUACGGCAGAGGUUGGAGGCGAUCUAUAA